UUAGUCUAUAUUUCAAAAUUUUAGUAAGCAUAACAUUGUAGCCCACCGAAUUGUAUUAAUCAAACAAUUAAAUCAAUAUCGAAUUUAUAAAAUAAUCAUGGCGUCGAAUGUUACAGACUUUUUAUUUGAACCGUUUAAAGUUAUUGAAGUAAAAUUCGAAGGACGUAAAUGGCCUAGACCGAGAAGUGGACAUAGAAUUAGUUGUGACGAUGGAAAUGUUUACUGUUUCGGAGGUUACAACCCUUCUUUAUUAUUGAAAGAAAUACAGCUUAACAGUUCCACAUGGUCACCCACAAAACCACUAUUUAGGGAAUUGUGGAGUUUUAAUGUAGCCACAAGACUAUGGAAAGAACAUGAUAUAACUGAAAACAUGCCUGAAGAACUAGCUUCAAAUGCUAUGUGUAUUAAUGGCAGAUAUCUUAUGAUACAUGGUGGUACCGGUUUUCACUUUGGUAACAAAUGCAGUAAUGAUGUCAUAAUAUGGAAUACAAAAUAUUGUAAUAAUUCUCUAGAAGUACUGGAAGUAACAGGUGCUAGACCACCCGGGCAAUAUGGGCAGUCUAUCUUGUGCCACAAUAACUAUUUUUAUACUAUAGGAGGAACAAAUGGUCAUGAGUACAAUUGUGAUAUUCACAGAUUAGAUUUACGUACUAAGAUCUGGGAACCUGCAUUUAUAGGCACAGGCCAAGAUUAUGAACCACAAGGAAGGUAUAGACAUGAAAUUGCAAAAGCUAAUAACAAACUUUAUAUCAUUGGCGGAGGCACCAAUGAAAUGGCCUUUGAACUCAUGGAAAUCCCUAUGUUUGACUUAGAUAACAGUACUUGGUCAUGCUUAAUACCGAAACCUGAUGAGAGUUUAGAGAAAACCAUUGCACCAUUGCCAAGAAAGUGUCAUAGUGCAGUUCAAAUUGAUACAGAGAGUGGUGUUCAAGUUUUUGUUGUUGGGGGGAGUGACAGUGAAUCAGUGUUUAAUGAUGUUUGGCGGUUAGAUUUACCUGAACUCCAGUGGCAUUUAAUGCAAAAAAGUGUUCUUCCUAAUCCACUGUACUUCCAUUCAUCUGCAGUCACUUCAUAUGGAUGUAUGUAUAUAUUUGGCGGCAUAGAGUCAUUACAAAAUGCAACAUGUAGAAAGAAUAAGUUAUAUAAAAUGUGGUUAUGUAUACCAAAGUUAAGUGAAAUGUGUUGGGAAGCACUCCAUAGUUGUUACCCAAAACUUGCAACACUCAAAAAACAGGAACUACUUAACAUAGGCAUUCCUCAACACAUUGUCGAUAGAGUGCAUACUGGUUAAAAUAUUAAUGCCUUAAUGCAUUAAUGGUUCAUUUGUCGAAUAAACAAAAAAUUAUAUCUUUUGCUUAUAAAGAUAGAUAAGUGGAAAAACAAGACAGUAUUCUAGAAUGUCUAAUUAAUUCUAGAUUCAGAAACUGUCAAAUGAUUUUUUCUGUAUGAUUUAUGAGAUAUUUUUCAGAACAUAAGAUGAGAUUGUGACUUGAAAUAUGAAUUAGAAUGACCUUGAAUCUUAAUCUUUAUGAAAGAAUAUGGACCUUGGACCUUUUACUUUGAGAAUAAAGAUUGCCUAAUCAUCAAAAUAUUAAUUAUACAUUUAGUAAAUGUAAAUUUUAUUAAUUAACCAUUUGGUUAAUAUUAUAAUAAAUUUACAUUAAUAUUAUUAUUUAAUAUUGGUAUAAUAAAUUUACAUUUAUGGUAUAUUUAUACCUAAUUUUAAUUAUUUGGUUUAGCUUGAAUUCAAAUCUUGAAAUCUACUUAUAGUUAUUAGUUCAUGAAAAUUGGGUAAAAUUAACAGUAUACAUUAUUUUACUCAAACCCGACUGAUACACUGUGUAUGUAACACAGACAAAGUCCUUGGUUGUACAUCUUUACAAAAUUAGAAAAAAAAAAAACAAUUGGCUCUUUUGAGGCAUGAUAAUUGAUAACCCAAAUUGUCAU
This is a messenger RNA of Pieris rapae (cabbage white), 1947 nucleotides long. RefSeq names its product kelch domain-containing protein 10 homolog (gene slim). The record is from RefSeq and is a predicted model, not a curated record. The transcript has 3 exons. Gene Ontology annotation, biological process: positive regulation of stress-activated MAPK cascade. Gene Ontology annotation, molecular function: protein binding. Lineage: Eukaryota; Metazoa; Arthropoda; Insecta; Lepidoptera; Pieridae. Bases 98 to 1291 code for a protein of 397 amino acids.